AUGACGCUUUAUUUUAAACAGUUUAAAUUAGUAAAGAAUAUCAUUUACUACAUUAUUUUUAAAAUUUCUAAUACCUCUCUCUAUACUUUUAGAAGCAAUUCAUGAAUGCAGUGAAAAGGACUGUCCUGGUGAAAAUGCCAUAUGUAAACCGUCGGGUCAUGAUUACACUUGCGUGUGUAUGAAAGGUUUCAAACCAAAAGAUGAUACUAAAGAAGGAGAAAAGGAUUUAGACUGUAUUGCUGACUACGUUUGUAAAGGCACUGAAUGCAAGCAUCCAUCAUCUAAAUGCGUAGCCAAGGGUGCUGAUUUCUUUUGUGAAUGUGAACCUGGAUACAAACUAAGGAAUGGCAGACAAAAAGAAACAAAUAAAGAAGAAUGCGAAUUUUCAUACUACGUUUGUAAAGGCACAGAAUGCAAGUUUCCGUCAACUAAAUGCGUAGGCAAAGGUACUGAUUUCUUCUGUGCAUGUGAGCCAGGAUACAAAUUAAAGAAAGGCAAGACGAAAGAAACAAAUAAGGAGGCUUGCGUAUUUAAAAACAAAUGUGAUGAUGAUGUAUGUGACAGUAAAACAACUGAAUGCGUUCCAGUAGGUUUUUAUGAUUAUUAUUGCAGUUGCCUUGAUGGAUACAAACCAAAGAGAGAAACUGUAAGAAGAAAUAAAGAUGCGUGCAUAAAUCUAAUGAUGAUGCUUCAAAUGGAGUUAACAGUUUUACCAUUUCUAAAACAUUUGCAGCUUGAAGAAAUAUUGUUUACAUACAGCUAG
Molecule: messenger RNA, 763 nt
Organism: Parasteatoda tepidariorum (common house spider)
Lineage: Eukaryota; Metazoa; Arthropoda; Arachnida; Araneae; Theridiidae
Source: RefSeq, a predicted model, not a curated record